Aureobasidium musti is the source of this 3546-nucleotide messenger RNA. The record is from the annotation of a GenBank genome assembly. Lineage: Eukaryota; Fungi; Ascomycota; Dothideomycetes; Dothideales; Saccotheciaceae.
AUGUCUGACGCUGAAAUCCGACGACUGCAGCAGGAGCGCGCCUCCACCAGGGCCAAUCCGACCAAGCAGUCGCUGACUGACAAUGCCGAUACUGAUCUCUACGGAAAUGGAACUGUCGACAAAUAUGCCGGAUACAACACGUCGAUCGCCGUCAACGAGGACGACGACAUGGACGAUGCUGAUGGCGAAGACCAGAGCAGGAGACUGGUCGGCCAGUACACCGCCACUACCGAGCAAAUGAACGAAUACGCCCAUGGAGAGGCCGACAUCCUCGUCGAUCGCGAGAAGCAGGCCCAGAUCGCCAGUCGCGAGUCGGACUACCAGAAGCGUCGCUUCAACCGUCAACUCAGCCCCGAUGGUCAGGNNGGCUACAAGGAGGUUAUGAAGCAACGUGAGAUCGAGCGCGAGGAAGAGCGGGUACACAAGCUUAUCGAAGAGAAGCAGGCCAAGGGAGAGGAUGGCAUGGAUGGUGUGAUCGAACACCAGCCUACGCUCAAGGCUGACGAGGAUUCAAGCGAAGUUGCUGCUCCUCGUAAGCGAAAGCAACGAUGGGACAGCUCGUCUGAGGAUGCCGCUGCGAAGGACGCCGUCGUUAAGACCGAAGACGCUCCCGAGACCAAGCGUUCUCGCUGGGACUCUACACCUGCUCCCGCAGCUCAGGCUGAGCCAAGAAAGCGCUCUCGUUUUGAUAUGGCACCUUCCUUGACCGCUGCAACCCCUGUUGGUGGAAAUGCAGGACUCGCCACUCCUAUGCACCCCUCCCAGACACCUGCCGUCGGAGCUGGCUAUGGUUCCGACAUUUCUGCUAGAAACGCUCCUCUAUCCGAUGAAGAGCUCGAUAUGAUGCUUCCUGGUGAAAAGGAAGGUUACCGCGUCCUGCCAUUCCCUCCUGGAUACGAGCCUACACGAGUACCCGCACACAGAGUUCCUAGCACCCCUGCUUCGCUACAAGGCGGCUUCAUGAUGCAGCAACCGGUAGACCCACGAUCGCUUGGUAAGGACCUUCCAAGCGAGCUGCCAGGAGUAGGCGAACUUCGUCUGAAGCCAGAAGAUAUGGCGUACUUCGGAAAACUUGUGGACGGCGCUGAUGAGAAUGAGAUGAGUGUCGAUGAACUCAAGGAGCGCAAGAUCAUGCGUCUGCUUAUCAAGGUCAAGAACGGAACUCCACCUAUGCGUAAAACUGCGCUUCGUCAACUUACUGACAAUGCUCGCUCGUUCGGUGCCGGUCCUCUCUUCGAUCAAAUCCUUCCUCUGCUCAUGGAGAAGACACUUGAAGACCAAGAACGUCAUUUGCUCGUCAAGGUCAUUGACCGUAUCCUAUACAAGCUUGAUGAUUUGGUCAGACCUUACACUCACAAGAUUUUGGUCGUUAUCGAGCCAUUGCUGAUUGAUCAAGAUUACUAUGCUCGUGUCGAAGGUCGCGAAAUCAUCUCCAACCUGGCUAAAGCUGCUGGCCUUGCACACAUGAUUUCGACCAUGCGUCCUGAUAUUGAUCAUGCAGAUGAGUACGUCAGAAACACUACUGCUCGUGCUUUCGCUGUCGUUGCCAGCGCUCUCGGCAUUCCUGCACUUCUUCCUUUCUUGCGCGCUGUGUGCAAGAGUAAGAAGUCAUGGCAAGCAAGACACACUGGUGUCAAGAUUGUGCAACAAAUCCCUAUCCUCAUGGGUUGUGCUGUUCUACCCCAUCUCAAAGGCCUCGUUGACUGCAUAGGAGACAACCUCAAUGAUGAGCAGACAAAGGUCCGUACUGUUACGGCAUUGGCUAUCGCAGCUCUUGCCGAGGCUGCCAACCCUUACGGUAUUGAGAGUUUCGACGACAUCCUCAACCCUCUCUGGACCGGAGCUCGCAAGCAGCGUGGUAAGGGUCUUGCUGGUUUCCUCAAGGCCGUUGGUUACGUUGUUCCUCUGAUGGACGAAGAAUUCGCCAACUACUAUGUCAGUCAGAUCAUGGAGAUUCUGCUUCGUGAAUUCUCGUCACCUGAUGAGGAGAUGAAGAAGGUUGUCUUGAAGGUUCUGUCACAAUGCGCCAACACCAACGGUGUCACUGCUGCUUAUCUGAAAGAGACUGUGCUUGACGAUUUCUUCAAGAGCUUCUGGGUACGAAGGAUGGCAUUGGAUCGACGAAACUACGUCCAGGUUGUCGAGACCACAGGGGACCUUGGUCGAAAGGUUGGCUGUGGUGAGAUUGUUGAGAGGGUCGUUGACAACCUCAAAGACGAGAGUGAAGCAUACCGAAAGAUGACAAUGGAGACCAUCGAGAAGUCCAUUGCCAGCNUUGGUGCUGCAGACAUCAACGAACGUCUCGAAGAGCGCUUGGUUGAUGGUAUCUUGACCGCCUUCCAAGAACAAACAGUAGAGGACAUCACCAUUCUGAAUGGUUUCGGAACAGUGGUUAACGCCCUCGACACUCGAUGCACACCAUAUCUCCCUCAAAUCGCCAGUACUAUCCUCUUCCGUCUAAGCAACAAGUCGGCCACUGUUCGACAGCAAGCUGCAGAUUUGGUAUCACGAAUUGCUAUCGUCAUGAAGCACUGCGGACAGGAAAAUCUUCUGGGCACGAUCAGUAUCAACCUGUACGAGAAUUUGGGUGAAGAGUAUCCCGAAGUUCUUGGUUCAGUACUUGGUGCACUGCGCUCAAUUGUCACUGUCAUUGGUAUCAAUCAAGUACAGCCACCCAUUAAGGACCUGCUGCCACGCCUGACACCCAUUCUUCGUAACCGUCACGAGAAGGUACAAGAAAACACAAUCGACUUGGUUGGCCGUAUCGCAGACCGCGGUCCAGAAAGUGUCAACCCUCGUGAAUGGAUGCGUAUCUGUUUCGAACUCCUCGACAUGCUCAAGGCGCACAAGAAGGGUAUCCGACGAGCAGCCAACAACACAUUCGGCUUCAUCGCCAAGGCUAUCGGUCCACAAGAUGUUCUGGCAACGCUAUUGAACAACUUGCGCGUCCAGGAGCGUCAAUCGCGUGUCUGUACCGCCGUUGCUAUUGGCAUCGUUGCGGAAACUUGCGCGCCUUUCACAGUUCUGCCGGCAUUGAUGAAUGAAUACCGUGUGCCCGAACUCAACGUGCAGAACGGUGUGCUGAAGUCACUGUCCUUCCUCUUCGAGUACAUUGGUGAGAUGGCUAAGGAUUACGUCUAUGCUGUGACACCACUUCUGGAGGACGCACUGAUCGACCGCGACCAAGUACAUCGUCAAACAGCGGCCUCGGUCGUCAAGCACGUAGCCCUGGGAGUUGUUGGUCUUGGUUGCGAAGACGCCAUGCUUCACUUGCUCAACCUCCUCUACCCAAACAUCUUCGAGACCUCGCCUCACGUCAUCGACCGCAUGAUCGAAGCUAUUGAUGCCGUGCGUGUCGCCGUCGGUACUGGUGUUGUGAUGAACUAUGUCUGGGCUGGUCUCUUCCACCCUGCACGUAAAGUUAGAACGCCAUAUUGGCGACUCUACAACGAUGCCUAUGUUCACGCUGCGGAUGCUAUGGUGCCUUACUACCCCAAUCUCGACGACGAGACUUGCGAUAGAUUUGAGUUAAUGGCAAUCUUCUAA